This is a messenger RNA of Penaeus indicus, 1263 nucleotides long. RefSeq names its product kinetochore protein NDC80 homolog. The record is from RefSeq and is a predicted model, not a curated record. The transcript is spliced from 8 exons. NCBI's taxonomy places the organism in Eukaryota, Metazoa, Arthropoda, Malacostraca, Decapoda, Penaeidae. Gene Ontology annotation, cellular component: Ndc80 complex. The coding region runs from base 1 to 1263 and encodes 420 amino acids. Gene Ontology annotation, biological process: attachment of mitotic spindle microtubules to kinetochore.
AUGCUGAAACCUGCGAUGGCGGCUGGCAGCUCGCAGGCUCUGGGCGGUCUCAAGCAGAGGAUGAGCUUUGAGCAGACACCCAAUGACCACAGAAGGAAGACCAGCCUGGCCGUGGGCAAGGGAGCUUUUGGGAAGACCCCGCAGGCAAGAGGUGCUAACGUUGCUGGAGGGGCAACAGGGGCAGGGGCAGGGGAAGGCACAGGAGGAGCAGGAGGGCGUCAGCUUGCCCCUCAGCGAUGCACGCCCACGAGGACGGCAGAUUCCACGACACCAAACAGAUUGUCUGUGGGUUCUUCCCUCAAUUCCACCAGCAAGAACAAAGCCAGGAGUGAGAUGCGGCCUGUAACAGAUCCGUCUUUCAAAACGCAAUGUAUCGAUAAUAUUGUGGAUUUCCUGGUGACAAAUGGUUAUGAAAAUCAGGUGCAGAGACGCUCCCUCCUCAGGCCAACUGUAAAGGAUUUUACACAAUUCUUUGAGUUCAUUUACCGGAAACUGGAUACAGCCUACUCCCUUCCAACCAGAUUUGAAGAAGAAAUUCCACGAUUGCUGAAGCUUUUGAAGUAUCCUGUGCAGAUUCCCAAGUCUUCCUUUGCAACUGUUGGCUCUCCACACACUUGGCCUUCAGUAUUAGCCAUGCUUUCUUGGCUUGUUGAUGUCGUGAACACGUACCAGAUUAUUGACCCGAUGAAGAUAACUUUCCCGGACGAUUUCAACCCGGACAGCAGACUGGCAAAGGCUAAAUUGUCCACUUUAGUAAAGCUCAUUCAUACCGAGGAAGAUGAGGAGAGGCAGCAGAGUAUCUUAUUGGAAUAUGAAAAAUCCUUGGAAGACAUUGCAGGUGUUACAGCAGAUGAUAUGAUGAAACUUGAAGAGGAGUAUCAAUACCUGCAAGAUAAAGUUGCACAGUUAGCAAGCAGCAGUGAAAAACUACAACAGCUAGACCACCACCAUGGACAAUUAGCUGAAGACUGUCGUAAGCUGAAGAACUACUGCAGAGAACUGGAAGUCCAUUGUACGACGAAGAACAGCGAACGUUCACAGCUGGAAAAGAAACUAGCAAAAGUCAGGGAUGUUAAAGCAAAAGUGUAUGAAGAAAUAGAAAAUCUGGAAAGACUCCACACGCACCAAGCCCUGAGUAGUGAGGAGCUGUCUCGCUACAAGAACCAUGCUAGUGAUGUUGCUGCCAAGAUAUCUCACUUCCAGGCCCUGGGCAGCGAUCUUGAUGCGCAGUUCCAAGAUAAGAGUCUUAAAAUUGUGUUUUGA